Molecule: messenger RNA, 3656 nt
Organism: Nycticebus coucang (slow loris)
Lineage: Eukaryota; Metazoa; Chordata; Mammalia; Primates; Lorisidae
Gene: LAIR1
Product: leukocyte associated immunoglobulin like receptor 1
Exons: 9
Coding region: 5-919 (304 amino acids)
Source: RefSeq, a predicted model, not a curated record
CCUCAUGACUGAGAGGCUCCCGGCCAACACAUCUGCCCCUUGUGUCUGUCACAGAGUUCUCCUUCCAUCCCCGGCUCCAGCCAGGUCAGACGUUGGGGGGGCCUGCGCCAUGACUUUCCACCCGACUACCCUGCUGGGCCUAGUGCUCUGCCUGGGCCAGGCGAUCCACACACAGGAGGGGAGCUUGCCCAGAAUCUCAGCUGAGCCAAGCCCUGUAAUCUCCCAGGGACAGCCCGUGACCAUCAUAUGCCGAGGCCCUGUGUGGGCUGAGAUAUUUCGCCUGGAGAAGGACGGUACAGCCUCUGCAUUUGACGAUGUUAAUGUUAUGUCCCAACCUGGUGAAUCUGAGACAGAGGCCAGAUUCCCCAUCAACUCAGCCAGUGAAGACGCUACUGGGAGUUAUUGCUGCCUCUAUCACAAGAAGCAAUCCCGCUGGUCCAAGCGCAGUGAAAUCCUGAAACUGGAGGUGACAGGAGCCACACAGAAGCCUUGGAACAAUAAUAACGAUGGCAACAAACCUACUCCCAGUGGCCUAGAGAGAAAGGAUCUCUACGUUCUCAUCGGGGUCUCCGCAGUGUUCCUCUCUUGUCUCUUCCUCCUGGCCCUCCUCCUCCAUCACCAGCAUCAGAAAAAACAGGGGUCCCCCAGCAUCAAGGACACAGAGCAGAAGCUACAGCAGAGGUUCAACCAGGCUGUUGAUAUUCCUGAGAGGAAAGCAGAUGUGGCCACUGCUGAUGGACUUCCUGAGAAGGACGGAGAGGAGGGCAUCCCGACCCCUGUUGCAGGGGACCUCCAGGAGGUGACGUAUGCCCAGCUAGAUCACUGGGCCCUCACACGGAGGCCAGCCCAAGCUGCGCCCCAACAGGUCCUGGAGCCUGUGGCUGAGUUCAGCACAUAUGCAGCCGUUUCCAGAAACUAACCUCAUGCCCACCUGACCCGUGCAACUAAUGACACAAAAAGUCACUCUUGGAAAGCCAACGCAGCCAUUUGGAGGGCUCCCCGUUACAUUCAUUCUGGUCUGGAAAGCUGGCCAGUCAGCUCUCCUAGAGAUAAGAGCUGGAGCCUGGAGGUCUCGAAUCAACAUCCAGAAAAUUUAUUAUCCAAGUGGUUUCUUCCAAAAUUGACCAGAUAACCUGGAGAGAAUGCAUUGUGGCUGUUUCCAGAGCCCCGGCUCCAGUCACUUGGUUAUUUCCAGAGCCUCAGCUCCAGUCACCUGGUUGUUUCCAGAGACUCAGCUCCUGUCACCUAGCUGUUUCCCAAGGCCUAACUCCAGCCACUCAGCUGAUUUCAUGAACAGUGUUGUGGUCUCCUAGCUGGUCCUAGAUGGCUUCUGCAAACCUCCAACUGCCCCCAGAGACUCCAGUGGAAUUAGGUGUUCAACUGACCCUACUGACCUUCCUAGAAUUUAAUUGUUGACCUUAAGGCUGGACUAUACGUUUGCAACUGAGAGCUCAGCCUGGUUUCUCUGGGUCCUGCUUUACAUUGUGCAUCAGUAAGUGGUUUUAAAGCCCUAACAUCUGUCAGCCCUGUGCUGGGCCCUGGGGUGCACAGUCACUUGGACCACAUCUCUGUCUUCACAGUUACUCAAAGCUGAGUAGAGGAAACAAGAGCUACAAAGGAGAUGUCAGCUUUUUUUUACUUUUUUGUGUUUAAUUGACCAAGAUCGUAUAUAUCCAGGCUGUACAAUGUGAUAAUUUGCUAUACACAUUCAUUUGCAAUGAUUGCCACGAUCAAGUUCAUUAACACAUCCAUCAUCACCCACAUGAGAUCUUCUGAACUUGUUCAUCUCAGGACUUGGAGCUGGUGUCAGUGUUUCCUGAUGGAAUGUGUAUGUCAGGGAUGCCUGAGGCAGGGGCUGAGAGGAGGCCUGGCUGGGGGCAGGCAGAGAGAUGACCACUCCUUCCCAUAGCUCCACAUACAUGCAUAUAUGGGAGGACGCACUCACAGGCACACACAUACAUACAUGCACACUAAGGCAAAUGCACACGUGCAUGCACACAGGCAAACACACAUGCAUACACACAUAUGGACAAACACAUUCAUACAGGCAAGCAUACACGCAGGCAUAUACGCACAGGCAAACACACACAUGCAUACACACAGGCCAACACGCAGGUAUACACAUAGGCACACACACAUGCAUACACACACACACACACACACAUGUCCCAGGGGAACCCUGAAUCCAUCCAGUGUUGAACGUGAAGCAUCUGUGUCUUCCUGCUUCAAUCAGACUUGACCGUCCCAGAUUAAAACGGAAAAUUACCCCGCGCACCACUAGGGGGCGAGAGCGUCUCAUUUGUGUUAAUUUGUGUUGGGAAAGUAAACCCGCCCUCCCCUCUCCCGCGCCCCCCGCCAAACUCUCAAGAGAACAGAAAAAACAAGUCUGGUGAGGAGACUCAAAUGGGCACCUCUCCUGGAGAGACCCCACCUGGGCAGAACUGCACAUGUAAAAAAAAAUAUAUACAAAUAUGUUAUUUGUCAAUUAAACAAAUAUCACUCCCCAAACCAAAUAAACAGAAACGAAACCUCGAUGCCUAUUACAAGGCAUGUAUUUUUUAAAUAUAUAUUUUAUUUAUUAUAUUAUACAAACAAAUAUUUAAAAAACAGUCAACAGAAACUUGGCCAUCUCUUUACUAUGGGACGCUAUUUUUCUAUUUUGUUCUCUUCAAACAUUAACACGUCCCGUUCUUGUACAAACCCUGUGAGGACCCCUGCUCUACAGCAUGUCUCAUUCUUUCCCAUCAUCUUUCCUGUAGGAAGGAGGGACUGAGACGACGUGAAGUAGCUUGUCCCAGGUGGGCCAGGUCUCGGGGUGGGGGCACGUUCUGUCCCUGGAAGGUCGAGCUUGCUGCGCUGGGAGGUGUCAGCUCAGACAGGGAGGGUGCUCAGCCCACUUAAAUUCAACUUCGUAUUUGUACCCGAGUUUCAUUUUCCCCAGGGACCUGCUUCCUAACCACACACGCUCUAUUUUUGCUUUCUUCCGUUACAUCAAGACUGAAUUUCUCUGUUUUUCACAGAGGGCACCUUCUGUCUCUCUGCAUCUCUCUCUCUGUCCCUCUGGUUGUUUUUCAGCUACAAUCUCAGUGUAUUUUCCUGCACAAUCUUGUUUGUUUGACACUGACACCGAGGUGGACAGGUGGGUAAAUGGACUCCUUCGCAAAAGGGGAGAGCCUGGUCUUGGUAGAGAGAGGAUUUGCGACCUUUCUACCAUCCAGAUCACAGGAAGGCUGACUGGAUCCCCGUGUCUGCUCCAGCAGGAGGAAGUCCAGUAAGUCCAGGCAGCAGGACUGCAGUGGAAAGAGGGAUAGAUACAGUUUAGGGGAAUUCCACAAAACAGCCCCAUAUUGUUCUUCCUUGGGGGAUUGGUGGGAAGAGGAGGGGGCUUAUGGACAGGGUAAAAAAGCAGAGGAAGGGACUCUUCUUCCCUUGUUGACCCUCCACCUGCCCGAUGCAGUGCUGGACUUGGCGACCAGCGCGGGGACAGUCCUGAGUGGACGGUCCCUCCUGGUCCACGGCCCCCAUGCGCCACCUGGAGGAGGAACCUCGCGUAGCAGCCCUGAGGGUGCUGAGGCCAGGCAGAGAGGGAGGGUCUGCGGUGCUUAGGAUCCCUCCCACCCCACUUCCCUCCCUCCCUCCCUUUUUUUCUUUCUCUC